Molecule: messenger RNA, 1029 nt
Organism: Candidula unifasciata
Lineage: Eukaryota; Metazoa; Mollusca; Gastropoda; Stylommatophora; Geomitridae
Source: the annotation of a GenBank genome assembly
AUGUUUUCAAGAUUUGUCCAGACAUCGCAGCUCGGAGCUGUCGUAGGGAAACAUUUCUCUACCUCAGGACAGAAUAAUGCCAAAGUUGCUCUCCUGGGUGCAGCUGGUGGUAUUGGACAGCCUCUUGCCCUCUUGCUGAAGCAGUCACCUCUGGUAACACACCUGGCUCUGUAUGAUAUAGCCCACACUCCAGGUGUUGCUGCUGAUGUUAGUCACAUAGACACCCGUGCCAAGGUCACCGGACAUUUGGGUGCCGAGCAGCUGGCAGAUUGUUUGAAGAAUGCUGAACUGGUGCUGAUCCCUGCUGGAGUUCCUAGGAAGCCAGGCAUGACCAGAGAUGACUUGUUCAACACAAAUGCCAGCAUUGUUGCCAAUUUGGUUGAUGCCAUUGCCAAAAACAGCCCAAAAGCCAUCAUUGGUAUCAUAACCAACCCAGUAAACUCUACAGUCCCCAUUGCCGCUGAAGUGUUGAAGAAACGAGGGGUCUAUGAUGAAAGGCGGGUCUUUGGCGUGACGACUCUGGAUGUGGUCAGGUCAAACACAUUCAUCGCUGAGGCCAAGGGCCUUGAUGUCACCAAGGUGGAGUGCCCAGUCAUCGGUGGCCACAGUGGCAUCACCAUCAUACCUGUCAUUUCUCAGUGCACACCCUCAGUGACCUUUCCACAGCCUGAAAGAGAGAAGUUGACUGUCAGGAUACAGAAUGCAGGCACAGAAGUUGUGGAGGCGAAAGCUGGAGCUGGCUCAGCAACAUUAUCAAUGGCUUUCGCAGCUGCAGAAUUUGCCAAUUCAUUGCUGGAGGCAUUGAAUGGAACCGAGGGUAAAGUGCAGUGUGCAUACGUCCGCUCCAAUGAGACAGAGGCCAAGUACUUUGCUACGCCUAUCUUGCUUGGGAAAAAUGGUGUCGAGAAGAACCUUGGCAUCGGAAAGCUGUCCGACUAUGAACGUGGCCUGGUGACCGCAGCUCUUCCAGAGCUCAUCGCUAACAUCAAGAAGGGAGAGGAUUUUGUUGCAACCCAGUUUAAGCAGUAG